Messenger RNA from Erinaceus europaeus (western European hedgehog), 8347 nucleotides. RefSeq names its product deleted in malignant brain tumors 1 protein-like. NCBI's taxonomy places the organism in Eukaryota, Metazoa, Chordata, Mammalia, Eulipotyphla, Erinaceidae. The record is from RefSeq and is a predicted model, not a curated record. Gene Ontology annotation, cellular component: membrane.
AUGGCUCCACUCACCGGCCCUUUUGUGGGGGCAGGGCUGCUUUCUCCCAAAGACUGGCUGGCCGUGAAGCUCGUGGGAGGAUCAGGACGGUGCUCUGGGUGUGUGGAGGUAUAUUACGAAGGUGUGUGGUGCACCGUCUGUGACGACCUGUGGGACGAGAAGGAAGCCCAGGGGGUGUGCUGGCAGCUGGGCUGCGGGAAGGCCGUGUCCGCCCCCGGGAAGGCCCACUUUGGCCAGGGCUCCGGCCCCAUCCUCCUGGACAAUGUGCAGUGCUCAGGCACCGAGCCCUACCUGGAUUGGCCACAGUUGCAACUAGUGAAUGGGUCAAGCCCAUGUUCUGGACGCGUGGAGGUCUUCUACCGUGGCCAGUGGGGCAGGGUCUGUGACGACCACUGGGACAUGAAUGAGGCGGACGUGGUGUGCCGCCAGCUGCGGUGCGGGCGUGCCCUCUCAGCCCCUGUUGAGGCUCUUUUUGGUGAAGGUGACGGCAAGUUUCUGCUGGAUGAUGUGGACUGCACAGGAAGAGAGAGCUUCCUGGGACAGUGUCCCCAUACUGACUGGUCCCUGCAUAACUGUGGUCCUGGAGAAGAUGCCAGUGUCAUCUGUUCAGAAGACUGGCCCUCACUGAGGCUGGCGAAUGGCACAGGAAGAUGCUCUGGGCGGGUGGAAGUUUUCUACCAGGGCAGCUGGGGCACAGUGUGUGAUGACGGCUGGAGUCUGCAGGAGGCCCAGGUUGUGUGCAGGCAGCUUGGAUGCGGCCGGGCCGUGUCUUCCCUCCCAGGCGCCCGCUUCGGCCCAGGGUUCGGCAAGAUCCUCCUAGACAAUGUGCACUGCGGCGGGGAGGAAAGCCACCUGGCUCAGUGUGCCCAUGACACCUGGUUCAGUCACAACUGUGGUCACGAGGAAGAUGCCGGAGUCAUCUGCUCAGGUGAAGAGCCUUUUGCGCUCUACGUGGCUAGUGGGCUGCUGGGUUACUGCAGACACACCACCGUUGUCAUCACCGUCACCAUCAUCGAUGCCGUCAUUAUCAACACCACCACCAUUAUCUUUAGCAGGAAGGCUGUCCUCUUCAACCGAGUGCACAGCUUCAAGAGGGACGUAUAUGGAGUGUUCCAUCACUUUGAAAUGCUAUUCGUCACUGGCCGGUGUUUUCUUUUCACAGUAGCUGAUGAAAUAACUGUACCUGACACCACUGGAGAAGAGCAGGCGGCAACAGUUGAUGACUUUUCAGAAUCUUCAGCGGCCAAUGCUCCAGAGACCUUGGCACCUUCACCUGCAGGAGCCUCUAUGGAUGUGAGGCUGGCGAGUGGCACAGGGACAUGCUCAGGCAGAGUGGAGGUCCUGGUCCAGGGGACAUGGGGGACCGUGUGUGACGACUUCUGGGACCUGGCUGAGGCCACAGUCGUGUGCCGCAAGCUGCAGUGUGGCCAGGCCAUGGCAGCUCCCACAGGUGCCCACUUUGGCUUGCUGGACGACUUGCGGUGUGUGGGCAGUGAGGGCCACCUGGGACAGUGUGAGCACAGGGCCCAGGCCAGUCACAACUGUGGGCACCUGAAGGACGCCAGUGUCAUCUGCUCCUCCCCAGGAAGCCGGGUCCCUCUGCGGCUGGUCGGUGGCCAGGGGAGUUGCUCAGGCCGCGUGGAGGUCUUCUAUAAGGGGGUGUGGGGGACGGUGUGUGAUGACCUCUGGGACCUGCCGGAAGCCACCAUCGUCUGCAGGCAGCUGGGGUGCGGCUGGGCCAUCUCAGCCCCAGGCGAGGCCCAUUUUGGGGAAGGUUCUGGAAAGAUCCUGCUGGACAACGUGCACUGUGUAGGUGGCGAGCAGCAGCUGGAGGAGUGCUCCCACGUCGGCUGGUUCUCCCACAACUGUGAGCAUGGGGAAGACGCCGGGGUCAUCUGCUCAGGCACAGAGCACGCAGCUGACGCACUACCAGGUCUCCCGCUGGCUGUCAUGGCAGGGACGAUGGCUACAGAAAAACCUCCAUGUGGCAGAAUCAUCACCAACUCCUCCGGAGCGAUCAGGAACCCACCUCAGAAUGAAAUGCACGACAAUAUAACCUGCGUGUGGGAAGUCAAGGCCAACACGACUGAUCACAUCCUGCUGGCAUUUCCUUACCUCAACCUCGACUGCACCAAUGAGUAUUUUGAUGUCCUGGAUGGGCCUCCUUCCUCCACCAAAUCUCUGGGGAAGACCUGUUCGGGCUCCCACCUCACCUUCGUGUCUUCCUCCAACUCCUUGACUCUCAUCUACUUCCGAAGCUUCAACAACAUUGGGAAGAACUUUGUCGCCUAUUAUUAUUCUGAGCCCAAAGAGGCAGUUUCGAAGACGCCACAUCUAAUCACAAUUCCAACAGCUCCCCCCAAGAUGGUGACGGCAAGACCAGGUAAGCCCUGGGAAUCAUCUUUCCCUCUCGGUUCUUGGAAGUCACUUGGUGUCUCUCUGUCCUUAGGAAACUGGCCAGAGCUGCGGCUGGUGGGCGGCUCAGGCCGGUGCUCAGGUCGCGUGGAGGUCCUCUACCAGGGGGCCUGGGGCACCGUGUGUGAUGACCUCUGGGAUCUGAAUGAAGCCGAGGUGGUGUGCCGGCAGCUGGGCUGCGGUCAGGCCAUGUCCGCCCUGGGGAAGGCCCACUUUGGCCCGGGCUCAGGAGACAUCUUCCUGGACAACCUUCAGUGCGCCGGGGUUGAGCGCUUCCUGGGGCAGUGUGCCCACUCUGGGUGGCUGGAGCACAACUGUGGCCACCACGAGGAUGCCGGUGUCAUCUGCUCAGAAGCUGAAGAGUCACUUAUUACCAAUCCAGGAAACUGGCCAGAGCUGCGGCUGGUGGGCGGCUCAGGCCGGUGCUCAGGUCGCGUGGAGGUCCUCUACCAGGGGGCCUGGGGCACCGUGUGUGAUGACCUCUGGGAUCUGAAUGAAGCCGAGGUGGUGUGCCGGCAGUUGGGCUGCGGUCAGGCUGUGUCCGCCCUGGGGAAGGCCCACUUUGGCCCGGGCUCAGGAGAUAUCUUCCUGGACAACCUUCAGUGCGCCGGGGUUGAGCGCUUCCUGGGGCAGUGCGCCCACUCCGGGUGGCUGGAGCACAACUGUGGCCACCACGAGGAUGCCAGUGUCAUCUGCUCAGGUCUUUCCACAUCUUCUCAAGAGCAAGUAAUAGACACAUGCAAACACAGUGUUCUUGUCAUUUCAGGAGGAAGCAACUCUUGUGGAGGAGUCAUUUCCAGUCUCUCUGGCUCGUUUUCCAGUCCACUGUAUCCAGAAAACUACCCAACAGAUGUCCAGUGUGUUUGGGAAAUCCAUGUGGAUAAAACAUUCCACAUAGAACUCAUGAUUCCAAGUCUCAAGUUGGAGGACAUCCUGGGAUGCCCCUAUGACUCUGUUGAAAUCUUUGAUGGCCCCAGGAUUGCUGCACUCUCCAUGGGGAAGUUCUGUGCCUCUGUUGCUGUGAUGUUUUUCUCCUCCUCUAACAUCAUGACAGUGGUGUUCCGGAGUGACUCUAUGAUCACCAACACUGGCUUCUAUGCUCUGUUCAAUGCAAUGCCACAGGAUGAAAGAGAGCCAGAGGCUGGACCAGAGCUGCGGCUGGUGGGCGGCUCGGGCCGGUGCUCGGGCCGCCUGGAGGUCCUCCACCAGGGCGUCUGGGGCACCGUGUGUGAUGACCUGUGGGAUCUGAACGAAGCCAAGGUUGUGUGCCGGCAGCUGGGCUGCGGUCAGGCCGUCGCCGCCCCUGGGAAGGCCCAGUUUGGCCCAGGCUCUGGAGACAUUCUCCUGGACAACAUUCAGUGCUCAGGAAGCGAGAGCCAUCUGGGCCAGUGCCCCAGCUCUGGCUGGUCAGACCACAACUGUGGCCACCACGAGGACGCCGGGGUCGUCUGCUCAGGAGGAAGUAACGCUUGUGGAGGGGUCGUUUCAAGUCUCUCAGGCUCCUUCUCCAGCCCCUGGUAUCCAGCAAACUACCCCACAGAUGUGGAGUGUGUCUGGGUGGUACACGUGGCAGAGAAGUUCCACAUAGAACUGAAGAUCCCAAGUCUGAAACUGGAGGACAUCUACGGCUGCCCUUACGACUUUGUUGAGGUGUUUGACGGACGUCAAACAGCCUCCCUCUCCAUGGGCAGGUUCUGUGCCGGAUCUGAGCUCACCUUCUUCUCCUCUGCAAACAUCAUCACAAUAGUGUUCAGAAGUGACGCCAUGAUCACCAACACGGGGUUUUAUGCUUUGUACAACACCAUCCGGCAAGAAGAGAGGGAGAGUGGUGUGUCCUUGAGGCUGGUGAACGGCAGUCACAGGUGUGAGGGCCGGGUGGAGGUCUUCUACAACGGCACCUGGGGCACCGUGUGUGAUGACAGCUGGGACCUGGCAGACGCCAGGGUGGUCUGCCAGCAGCUGGACUGUGGAGAUGCCCUGUCAGCCCCGGCUCAGAGCUACUUCGACGGAGGCACUGGCCACAUCAUGCUGGACAACGUGCAGUGCACGGGCCUCGAGGCCAAGGUGUGGCAGUGCAUGCACGAUGGCUGGUUCUCCCACAACUGCGGCCACCAGGAGGAUGCCAGCGUCGUCUGCUCAGAGGUCAGGUCCCUUUCCAAUGGGACAUCUUCGCUGUUUCUUGCAGAUGAGAAUUUCCCCUGUGGUGGUGUACUCACAAAUAGUUCAGGCUACUUCUCUAGCCCGUGGUACCCCAAAAAAUAUCCAACAAAUGUGGUGUGUGCCUGGGACAUACAAGUGGACAGCAGGGCUCACGUCAAGCUGACUUUUGAAGUGGUAAGGAUGGAGAAUUUCUACAGCUGUCCCUAUGACUUCAUUGAAAUCUUCGAUGGUCCACAGAGUGAAUCGUUCUCACUGGGAAGGUUCUGUUCUGGUACAACUCCGAUUUUUACCUCCUCUUCAAAUCGCAUGACUGUGGUGUUCCACAGCGAUGCCAUCAUCACCAACACUGGCUUUUAUGCAUCCUAUGAGUCCUUAGUGGAAGAUGAGAAUGACACUGAUGUGGCGCUCAGGCUGGUCCACGGCAGCCACCUGUGUGAGGGCCGCGUGGAGCUGCACUACAACGGCAGCUGGGGGACGGUGUGUGACGACAGCUGGGACCUGCACGACGCCCAGGUGGUGUGCCGGCAGCUGGGCUGUGGGCAGGCCGUGUCGGCCCCCGGGCGGGCACACUUCCAGCGGGGCCUGGGCCUCAUUGCCUUGGAUGACGUGGAGUGUGCGGGUACCGAGGCCAGGCUGUGGCAGUGCCUGCACAGCGGCUGGUUCUCCCAUAACUGUGGCCACCAUGAGGACGCCGGCGUCAUCUGCUCAGGUGGGCCGGCCCUCAGGGAAGAGAAUGACAACUCCAACUGUAGAGACACGAUGGACUUACUCCCUGCCUUACUCAACACCAUCAACUGCUAUGAACUACCCAGCUUCAGCCUCUACUCCCCAGUCCACAGAGAUGCGGACCUCCACAGUCCCUGGGGAGUCUUUACAUAUGUGGCCACACCUGAUGCUGGAAACGACACAGGUCUGGGGCUACGGCUCGUGAACGGUUCAAGCAGGUGCGAGGGUCGAGUGGAAGUCUACCAUGCCAACACCUGGGGCACAGUGUGUGAUGACAGCUGGUCCAUCGAGGAUGCCCAUGUGGUCUGCAGGCAGCUGGGCUGUGGCCCGGCCGUGUCUGCCCUCCCGGGGAGCAGCUUCAGCCCUGGGUCGCGCACCAUCUUGCUGGAUGAAGUCAACUGCACAGGAAGCGAGUCCUCCCUGGAGCAGUGCUCCCACGGUGACUGGUUCAGCCACAACUGCAGGCACCAGGAAGAUGCAGGUGUGGUGUGCUCAGAUCUGCCCAUGGUGAGGCUGGCGGAUGGCAGGAGCAGGUGCGAAGGCCGGGUGGAGGUCCAGCUCGGCAGCACCUGGGGCACCGUGUGUGAUGACCUCUGGGACCUGCCCGCCGCCCAGGUGGUGUGCCGGCAGCUGGGCUGUGGGGUGGCCACAGCAGCCCCCAGGAGCAGCCUGUUUGGGGACGGCUCUGGCCCCAUCUUCCUGGACGAUGUGAGGUGCACGGGCAACGAGACCAGCCUGGGGCAGUGCCACCACCUCGGCCUGUCCAUCCACAACUGUGGACACCACGAAGAUGCCGGGGCUGUCUGCUCAGGGGCAGGUGGUUCCCAGGCGCCAUCUGGUUUGGACUCAUCUUCCGCAGACUUGCCUGGCGUCAGACUGGUGGACGGAAGGAACCGCUGUGAGGGGCGCGUGGAGGUGUCCCACAAUGGCACGUGGGGGACGGUGUGUGACGACCUCUGGGGCAUCCCCGCUGCCCGCGUGGUGUGUCGCCAGCUGGACUGCGGGGAGGCCGCGGGUGCCCCAGGGAACAGCCACUUUGGGGAGGGCGUGGGCAGCAUCUUCCUGGACGACGUGCAGUGUCGGGGCGACGAGAGCAGCCUGGGCCAGUGCAGGCACCAGGGUCUGUCCAUCCACAACUGCGGCCACCACGAGGACGCCGGUGUCAUCUGCUCAGCCUCAGCCACAGGAAAGACCGUGACAUCUGCUCCACCUCCUGCCUUGCUCUUCUGCUUCCUAACACACUUUCUGCAAACCAAACCUUCCCUUUUCUCUUCACUGAGACUUGAGCUUGGCACUUUCUUCAUUGCAGACACAGCUCCUGCAGCAGAUGAAGACUCCUCUUCACCAGACACAGCAUCAGUCUCAGCAGAAGAGGACAUGCCCUCAGCUACAACUCCCAUGACAGAUGAAGUGUCUUCUUCACCAGCCACAGAUCUGAUGUCCACAAAAAUGACGCCGUCGCCAGAGCCCCCCCUGCGCCUGGUGGGCGGGCGCCGACCGUGCGAGGGCCGCGUGGAGGUGCGGCGCGGGGACGCGUGGGGCACCGUGUGCGACGACCACUGGAGCCUGUCGGCCGCUCGCGUCGUGUGCCGCCUGCUGGGCUGCGGGCAAGCGCUGGGCGCCCCGGGACGGGCCCGCUUCGGGCGGGGCGCUGGGCCCAUCCUGCUGGACGACGUGCGCUGCACCGGCUCCGAGGACGCCCUGGGCCACUGCGCCCACGCCGGCUGGGCGCGGCACAACUGCAGGCACGACGAGGAUGCGGGCGCGGUCUGCGCAGGUCCAGCGGACUCUGCGGUACCCAAGGACAACGCCCAGCUCUCCUGCCUGCCCCAUCUCUUCCAAGUCGUUGUUGACCGCGGCUACCUCCGGAGGCUGGGCUACUCCUCCUGGGACAUGCACCUGAAUGAUGAGAUGUGCCGCCCCCAAGUCACAGGGCGUUACCUGAUCUUCAACAUCCCCUAUGGCGGCUGUGGCACUAUCAGACAGGAGCACCUUGGCUCCCUCAGCUACUCCAACUCCAUCAGAGGCCGCAUCCGUGGCCGCCCUGGCCGGGUCAUCGUGCGUCACAGGGUUCCCCAGCUGAAGUUUACCUGCAAGGUGGACGGGGCUGACAUGCCCAGCGACGGAGCCCACUAUGACGUGUCCAUAUCAUUCCUGGAGCUGCCCAUGGACCCGUAUGUGGGAAGCAAGGGGUUGUCAUCCACCGUCCAGAGGAAGGAGGUCUUCCUUCAGGCUACACUACACAGCUCAGACCCCAGUCUGACAAUUUCAGUAGACACCUGCGUGGCUUCUCCAGACCCCCAGGAUUUUACAACCACCAAGUACCACUUGAUCCAGCAAGGGUGCAUCAAAGACAACACCUACGUCAACCUCCACUCCAACCAGAAGAACACAGCCCAGUUCAAGUUCAAUGCAUUCAGCUUUCUCGACAGCUACGAUGUGGUUUAUGUGCAAUGUAAGAUCGCUGUGUGCAAAGUAGGGGACCAUUCCUCUCGCUGUUCCCAGGGCUGUGCAAGACGGAGUAAGAGGGGUUCAGGCCCCAUGGAGGACACAGAUGAAAAGACUAAGCAUUUCCAAACGGUGGGGCUGCUGGAAGUCAACAAGAGAACUGGUCAGAGCAAGAUUUCCCUAGGUUUCACAUGAAUCUGUCAGCAUUUAGGAGCAGUGUCUAUUUUCCUUCCAUAAAGUAGUGAGUUUGGAUAAAUCAGAAAUUGUCCUUCUAGAAAUAGGUAGAAGAAAUGGCUAGAGAGGUUCUUUAAGGUUUGUUGCUAGAUAAAACUUCACUGAUUACUAACUUUCUAAGGCAUUUGGCUCUUUGCAAGAUAGAAAUGUUGCCUUUUCUAAUUCUCCACUGUCCACAUCAUCUUAAAAUAUGCAAAACAUUAUAAAGGACAGCACCCUCUUGGAUACCAUCACGUCAAUUUAAAGAUUUCUUGAUUGACUCGAUGUUUAGAUGCUAACAGAUGAAUAUUUUUUGUGUCUGUCCUUCUGGUUUUGUGUGAAUUUGUUUUCAGAUCUUAACAAGAAAAUCUUGUGCAAAAAUAAA